Messenger RNA from Prunus armeniaca (apricot), 249 nucleotides. The record is from the annotation of a GenBank genome assembly. NCBI's taxonomy places the organism in Eukaryota, Viridiplantae, Streptophyta, Magnoliopsida, Rosales, Rosaceae.
AUGAGCAUUGGAAAUUCGUACAGAGAAAACCCACCAACUUAUUAUGAUUGCCCUGUGUCACGGAUCGCACAUAAUGAGUGCUAUCGUGAUUCCAAAGUCGACAGUGCAGUGGGGCACGUCGACGAGGACGUCGACACUAUCAGUGGGGGAGAAUGUCACGGGUCGCACAUAGACAAGUGCUACCGUGACUCCGUUGGGACAUCUAUGCGCUUAAGAGGUAGUCUAAGUGUGGAAAAGGCUAGAGCUUAA